Cylindrotheca closterium is the source of this 1041-nucleotide messenger RNA. Lineage: Eukaryota; Bacillariophyta; Bacillariophyceae; Bacillariales; Bacillariaceae. The record is from the annotation of a GenBank genome assembly.
AUGCUCUACAACCUUUGCGACUAUUGCCAAUUUAUUUAUACGGUGGAUCGCCAACAUGAUCCAGCUUUUGGGACACAAGCGAAUUUGGCAAAAAUCAAUCGCUAUUAUUCCCACUUGAAGAACAAGUCAAACGAAUUUGAAGAUAUUUCAGAGGUUAUGCCUCCCAAAUUUGAUAAUAAAAAUACGGUCGAACUGAUGGAGAGCUUGGAACAGUGGUUGAAGCGCAAUCGCGGAAAGGGUGGCACUUUGCUAACAUAUGUAAUCUGUGAGCAUCAAAAUCCGGACGACAAUCCAACAGCUGAUCCUGGUCUCCUUAUGCCAUCUGUGGAAGAUGAGGCAAUUCGUCGGAGCUUGCAUCGAGAGGACCAGUUUGUCGCUAAUAACAAAGCUGUGUGGAAUAUGUUAUAUUCAGUAUGCCAUGGCACCGAUGCUUGGCCUGUUAUAAAGGGAUACAAGACUACAGAAAAUGGAAGGCAAGCGUAUCUUGAUCUGGUUGCCCACUAUCAGGAUUUGAAAAAUUGUGGUGAUGGCAUGUCGGAACAUGCCAAGACUGAAGAUACGGCCCAGCAAACUCAUCGCUUAACUGCGAUCAGCGGCACAAGAGCCUUAGCUGCUGUCGAUGGUGGGGGACAAAACUCCAAUCGCGGACGUGGCCGUGGUCGUGAUCGUGAUAAUGGUGGUCGUGAUCGUGGUGGCCAUAAUCGUAAUCGUAAUCAACAUGGAUGUGGCGGAGGUCGCGGACGAGGUGGUAGUCGAAGCCACAAUGGUACUGUAUGGUCCGAUGAUGGCACGACCAUCCUCAACAACGGUGGAUACUCCCAAGACACUUGGAGCAGUUUCUCUGAUCGUGAUCGCCGUGUUGUCCUCCAAGCUCGUGAACGUGCUAACAGUUGUCUUAUGAGUGAACGUGACAUUGCGGAAUUGAACACUUUGCGUGAACAAAAUCGUGACCGCCAACAAAAUGAAGAACCUGCACCUACACCAGCUCCAGCACCCUCUUCUGGCAACAUUGGUAGUGGAGUUCGACGUGGCCGUCUCUGA